Molecule: messenger RNA, 711 nt
Organism: Recurvomyces mirabilis
Lineage: Eukaryota; Fungi; Ascomycota; Dothideomycetes; Mycosphaerellales; Teratosphaeriaceae
Exons: 4
Coding region: 1-711 (236 amino acids)
Cellular component (GO): cell wall
Molecular function (GO): manganese ion binding
Source: RefSeq, a predicted model, not a curated record
AUGUUUAGCCAACUCGCCCUCGCAAGCAGCGUUCUGCUGGCCGCUUUCACACAGCAGGCUAUUGCUGUUGACAAGACUCGCGACCCUGGCCUUGAUGCCAACUUGGUCACCGCUGCCACCCAGCUCGACCGUCUUUCGCUCCUUAGCAAGGACUCCGACUGGUUCUUCGACUUUAACGUCCAGCAACCAUACUACAACUUUGCUCCAGGUGGUGUGGUCAACAUGAAUGCUGCCACCUUCCCUGCUGCCCGCGGCAACGGCAUGACGCUGGCCAUGCUUAACCUUGGACCUUGCUCCAUGCUCCCGCCACAUUAUCAUCCCAGAGCAUCGAACUACGUGGUCGCCGUGCAUGGCAAUACAACCACCUACAUGUACGAGGAGAACGGAGCACGCCUUGUCACCGAGACUUUGCUCCCAGGCCAGGCUACCAUCUUCCCACAAGCCAGCAUGCAUAUGAUGGUCAACAACGGCUGUGAGGACGCCCAGCUCGUUUCAGCCCUGAGCUCUGAAGACCCUGGUACUCAGAACAUUGGCAAUGUCUUCACCAACGGCUUCCCAGCAGAGUUGGUGAAUGCGGCGUUCGGCCAGGAUCUCGCGGGCGCAGAGGCAGCACAGACGAUGACUCCCGUCGGGACCGGCUCGAACUGGGGCCUGGCCAGCUGCCUUGCGAAGUGCAACAUAAAGCCAAACAGCACGUAUAUUCGAUUCUGA